Fusarium venenatum is the source of this 1149-nucleotide messenger RNA. RefSeq lists its product as uncharacterized. The record is from RefSeq and is a predicted model, not a curated record. Gene Ontology annotation, molecular function: heme binding; cytochrome-b5 reductase activity, acting on NAD(P)H. Lineage: Eukaryota; Fungi; Ascomycota; Sordariomycetes; Hypocreales; Nectriaceae.
AUGGGUUACAUCGGUAUCUCACUCAUCGUCGUCUCUGUCGUUUGGGUUCUAGUCCGCCCGCCGUCAUGGAUACCAGAACCGCUGCAAGUCCUCUUGCGCUGGAGAGGAGGAAGCCAUCCUGCUAUUGCAGCCAAGGACAAGGCUGAAGCUGAGCAUGAUUCCGAUCCUGGGCCCAGUAUCAUGGUAUCGGAUCACGAGGUGGAACCGGGCCCUCGACUCCGGGCUCGUCCGGCCGAUAACCGUACCACUCAAGACGACAACCAAGGAAAGGCUACCACUACAGCGACCGGUACCUCUUCUUCUCUGAAGACCACAAAAAGCAAUGUCUUGUCUAUGUCACCACCUCCCCUGCCAAAGGUUGCGCCUCCACCCCCGACCAUCGCCGAGCCAGAAGAACAAACGACCCCCAAGGCUGUCGCAUCGAACCCUCCAUCCAUCAACGUCCCCAGCUUCAGCCUCGAUAAUGCUCCUAUUGCGCCGAGCUCCCACCCCGCGUCCCGACGAAACCCCACAGCUCCGGGCCCCGCACCCUCACUCGGUCUUCCUACUGCGCGCCAGCCUUCUAUGAUGCCUCCGCCUCCUCCCCCGAGACGUCUUCCUCCUCCGACGUCCACUGCGAACCCACCGGUUGGUCGCAUGCCCACGCUUUCCCAGUUCCCUGCUGCGAACUCGCCGCAACGAGCUCGUGGUCCCGUGCCGAAUCGAGGUCCUCCAUCAUCAGGAGGCCUUGCGCCGCCGCCGACACACUCCGCUAAGCCCAACAAACCAAGCCGCAAGGUCCUUCUCACACCUGGCCAUUCUCCUCUCGACUGGGCUCGCAUAUCUGGACCAAAUUCUGACCUUCGAGGCGUCGAACCCUCAACACCAUACCUGCGCGUUACUCCAUCCAUGUUGAAGCGCAUGACAGGUCGCAAAGGUAAGGAUGCUUGGAUGGCGCUCAACGGCAAGGUGUACAACGUCACUCCCUAUGCGGACUUUCAUCCUGGCGGUAUUCCUGAACUGAUGCGUGGUGCUGGGCGUGACGCUACGAAGCUGUAUGGUGAGGUGCAUCCUUGGGUGAAUUACGAGACUAUGCUAUCCGCUUGUUUGGUGGGCCUCCUCGUUGAAGAAUCCGAAGGUACAGAGAACCAGAUGGACCAGAUGGACUAG